Molecule: messenger RNA, 3342 nt
Organism: Mercurialis annua (annual mercury)
Lineage: Eukaryota; Viridiplantae; Streptophyta; Magnoliopsida; Malpighiales; Euphorbiaceae
Product: leucine-rich repeat receptor protein kinase HPCA1
Exons: 19
Coding region: 269-3133 (954 amino acids)
Biological process (GO): protein phosphorylation
Molecular function (GO): protein kinase activity; ATP binding; protein binding
Source: RefSeq, a predicted model, not a curated record
UAUUUUGACUUUUGUGCUUAUUGUCAACUUGUUUUUUCUUUGAACAAUCAUAAUGGGCGACUUGUCAAAUUGUUGCACCAAUGAGUUCCAUUUAAGUACUUUCACAUUAUGUGAUUUCUGAAAAUAUCAACAAAUAUUUAGCUGCCAAUAGUUUAUCAGUUUGAAAGUCAUUUUGUUUCAGAAUUUCAUUGCUUAUGGUAAAUAGGUUUUCAAUUAUGCAAAUGUUCAAACUUGGAACAUAGAGUUCUUGAAGGUUUUGUUGAGAGAUAUGGUGGAUUCAAGCAUUUUGCUGUUUCUGCUGCUUCUUUGCUUUAAGUUCUGUAUCAUAGCAGCAGAAACUAAUAGCGGUGAUUUUACUGGAUUGAAGGCCCUCAAGGAUGUCUGGCAAAACACACCACCGAGUUGGAAAGGCAUAGAUCCUUGUGGAAACAAAUGGGAUGGAAUAGAAUGCACAAAUUCACGUGUUACUGCCAUAACAAUGUCAAGCAUGGGAUUAGCAGGACAGCUGUCUGGAGAUAUCUUAAAUUUACCAGAACUUCGAAUUUUGGAUCUAUCAUACAACACAGAUCUGGGAGGACCCCUGCCAACAUCCAUUGGGAGUUUGAAGAAGCUAACAAACUUAAUCCUUGUUGGUUGUAGAUUCUCUGGUCCUAUACCGGAUUCUAUAGGAUCACUGCAGGAGCUGGUCUAUUUAUCCCUAAAUUCUAAUGGUUUCACUGGACGAAUUCCACCAUCAAUUGGAAAUUUAGCUAAGCUUUAUUGGCUGGAUAUAGCUGACAAUAAGCUUGAAGGGCCCAUCCCAAUCUCCACAGGAACUUCACCUGGUCUUGAUAAGCUAGUUAAUACGAAACACUUUCAUUUCGGGAAGAAUCGGCUUUCAGGCACAAUCCCACCUGCACUUUUUAGCUCGAACAUGACUCUAAUACAUUUGCUUUUAGAAAGCAACAAUCUCACCGGUAGUAUCCCUACUACCCUUGGCCUUGUCCGGACAUUGGAAGUUGUACGCCUCGACAAGAAUUCAUUAACUGGACCUGUCCCUUCAAAUCUCAACAGUCUUACUGGUGUCAGUGAGUUAUUCUUGUCCAACAAUGGGCUGACUGGACCAUUUCCCAACCUAACUGGGAUGAAUGUUCUCACUUAUGUGGAUUUGAGCAAUAAUACCUUUGAUGUGUCAGAUUUUCCUUCUUGGUUUUCAACCUUACAGUCUUUAACAACAUUGACGUUGGAGGACACGCAACUUCAAGGACAAAUUCCGACUGAACUCUUCAGCCUUUCUCAUUUAACUACUGCGGUGCUGAGGAGCAACAAACUCAAUGGUACUCUAGAUAUUGGAAUAAACCACGGGGACCAACUGCAACGUAUUGAUUUGCAACAUAAUCAAAUUUCUGGCUAUACAAACAGACCAGGAGGAAAUCGAAUCAAUGUGGUACUUGCGGGUAACCCUAUCUGUCUAGAAACAGGAAUAACAGAAAGUUACUGCUCUGUUUCAACGACAGAUGCUUCCUUUGCGACACCACCAAAUAAUUGUGUACCUGUUGCAUGCAAUGGAAAUCAAAGUUCCAGUCCCAACUGUAGAUGCGCAUAUUCAUACAAAGGACUUCUAGUUUUCAGAGCUCCUUCAUUCUCAGACUUGGAAAAUGCAUCACAUUAUGAAUCUCUCCAGCAAUCUUUGAUGAAAUCUUUUCGUUCCAGUCAACUUCCCGUGGAUUCAGUUUCUUUAAGUAAUCCAAGAAAGGAUUCAUCUGUGUAUCUUGAUCUAGACUUGGAAAUAUUUCCAACUGGCCAAGGUCAAUUCACUCGAAGAGAGAUUUCUGGGGUUGGGUUUGUGCUGAGCAACCAGACUUUCAAGCCUCCAAAACUCUUUGGGCCCUUCUAUUUUAUGGGAGAACCUUAUCGGUUCUUUGCUGGACAACCCACAAAAUCAAACUCAUCAAACACUGGCAUAAUCAUUGGAGCUGCAGCUGGUGGACUAGUCCUAGUGUUACUAUUGCUCCUUGCGGGGCUUUAUGCUUAUCGUCAAAAGAAGAGAGCGCAAAAAGCUACUCAACGGAACAAUCCUUUUGCACACUGGGAUUCAAGUAAGAGCCACGGUGCUGCUGUUCCUCAGUUAAAGGGAGCCAGAUGCUUUUCUUUUGAAGAGCUUAAGAAAUACUCCAAUAACUUCUCAGAUGCCAAUGAUGUUGGAUCUGGGGGUUAUGGAAAGGUAUAUAGAGGAAUCCUUCCUAAUGGACAGCUGAUUGCCAUUAAACGAGCUCAACAAGGAUCAUUGCAGGGUGGUGUAGAAUUUAAAAAUGAAAUUGAACUUCUGUCUAGAGUCCACCACAAAAAUCUAGUAAGCCUUCUGGGUUUUUGUUUUGAGGGAGGUGAACAGAUGUUGGUGUACGAGUUUAUUGCAAAUGGUAGUCUCAGUGACAGUCUUUCAGGAAAGACAGGAAUCAGACUGGAUUGGAUUAAGAGACUGAGGGUGACCCUUGGAUCAGCAAGAGGUCUGGCAUACAUGCAUGAGCUUGCUAACCCUCCCAUUAUACAUCGGGACAUAAAGUCAACGAACAUACUUCUAGAUGAACGCUUGAAUGCGAAAGUUGCUGAUUUCGGUCUCUGCAAGCCCAUGACUGACAGUGAAAAGGGUCAUGUAACCACUCAAGUUAAGGGGACAAUGGGCUAUUUGGAUCCAGAAUAUUACAUGACUCAGCAGUUAACGGAGAAGAGUGAUGUUUAUAGCUUUGGCGUGGUGAUGCUGGAGCUACUAACAGGAAGAAGGCCAAUAGAACGCGGUAAAUACAUUGUGAGAGAGGUAAAAUUGGCAAUGGAUAGAACAAAAGAUUUGUAUAACCUCCACGAACUUCUCGAUCCAGGCAUUGGUUUAGAAACAACAUUAAAAGGUCUGGAUAAGUUUGUGGAUCUUGCAAUGAAAUGUGUGCAAGAAUCUGGAGCUGACAGGCCUACAAUGGGCGAGGUGGUGAAAGAGAUAGAAAAUAUGUUGAAGCUCGCAGGGUUAAACCCCAAUGCUGAUUCAGCAAGCACUUCGGCUAGUUAUGAGGAUGCUAGCAAGGGAAGCCCUCACCAUCCUUACGGCAAAGAGGCCUUUGAGUAUAGUGCGCCUUUUCCAGCUUCAAAGAUAGAGCCACAAUGAUUAUUUUUCUAGUAGCUUUAAGUUUUCUAAUGUGGUUGCUAUUUGUUGUCUUGUUUGAAGCAUGUAAUGAAUCAACUGUAGCUGAAUCGAAUUCUUUGUUUGUUAAUAUGUAGCAAAAGUAUUGUAUCUGAAUUUGUUCAAGAAUGUAUAUGAACAGAGAAGUUGUAAAGACAGAUUAGCGAUUUUGAAGAAAUUUUUAAUUUGAUUUA